AUGCUUCCACUACACACUCACGACGAUUCUAAAGCUUUCACUCGGCGAUGGCUAGGGCGCCCACUGGCCAGAUGGAUCGUCCUAGGUCUGGUUCUCAUCACAGGUCUCUGGCUUCUGGCGCCUGUAAAUCUCGCAUUCGUUUCACCACUUCAAGACGUGCCGAGCACCACCACAUUGCGUCCCCCCAUCUUGGAUGAGUCUCUUCUAUGGAAUCAACGUGCUGCACAUGUUCGGGAAUCAUAUUUGCAUGGAUACAAUGAGUACUUGAAGUACGCUUCGGGUCACGAUGAGGUUCUCCCUUUGAGCAAGGGAUGGAAGGACAACUUUAAUGGCUGGGGUGUCUCGAUGAUCGACUCAAUGGAUACCAUGUGGAUCAUGGGCCUCCGAGACGAGUUCGACAACGCAGUUCGGGUCGCAUCUCAACAGAACUUCACUACAGUUUCUUCAACGUACGCGCCGUUCUUUGAAACGGUCAUCCGCUACCUCGGGGGGCUGCUAUCAGCCCACGCCCUUUCUGGAGAGGCGAUACUUCUGGAUCGCGCUAAUGACCUUGGCAACCGUAUGCUGCCCGUCUUCGACACGCCAUCUGGUCUUCCUCGAUUCAGUGUCAAUACUGCGACCGGUCAGACUGCUCUUGGCUGGACGGGCAACGCCGUGUUGUUUUCCGAAGCCACAAGCUGCCAGGUCGAAUAUAAGUACUUGGCUCAUGUCACUGGGCGCUCCGAAUAUUAUGAUAAGGUCGAGAACAUUAUGGACAAAAUGUACCACGCUAAUGUCUCUGACGGAUUAUUUACUACGAGGUGGGAUGCCGCAGAUGCAUCGCCUAUGAAUAAUCAUUUCUCCGUCGGCGCGUCGGCAGACAGUGGAUACGAGUACCUGCUCAAACAGUACCUCAUCAGUGGGAAGACUGAACCCCGGGCCAAAGACCAAUAUCUCGCGUCUACUAACGGUAUCAUCAAUAAACUCCUUUAUAUCUCUCCACACCGCAAGCUGCUCUACGUGACUGACGUUGCAUCAGGGCGACCUAUCUACGAUCUCCAGCACCUCUCCUGCUUCCUCCCAGGCCUCUUUGCACUCGGCGUGCACGCCCUCGACCUCUCUCCGCGGGACAAAGAGCUCCACACAUGGGUCGCGCAAGGGCUGGCCUAUACGUGCUGGCUCACAUACGCAGACCAAGCGACCGGCCUCGGCCCGGACGGCGUGCAGUUUGACGAACAAAGCAGGCUGUGGGUCGAUGCGUUGGCGGAGUGGGAGCGUGGAGGAAGGGAGGGAGGUGCACCGCCCGGCGUGAGCGAAGUCCCCGAAGAGCAUGCUGCUGAUAAGAGGGACUACAGGGUCUCGUCGAGCGUAUACCUGCUGCGGCCCGAGACCGUAGAAUCGCUGUUCCUCAUGUGGAAGACCACCAGGGAUGUACGCUGGAGAGAAAGGGGAUGGGCUAUUUACGAAGCCCUUGAGAAGCAUACGCGCGUUGAGCAUGGAUACGCGAUUAUUCGUAAUGUUGACCAAGUGCCAGCAGAAACAAGCGACGAUAUGCCAAGCUUUUUCCUCGCAGAAACGCUGAAAUACCUAUACCUCUUGUUCGCUGAAACGGACAUUAUACCUCUGGAUAAAUGGGUGUUCAACACCGAAGCCCACCCGCUCCCAAUCUUUACCUGGAGUCCUACGGAGCAGGAACAACAUAAUGCAAUGUCUUAG
Pleurotus ostreatus (oyster mushroom) is the source of this 1695-nucleotide messenger RNA. RefSeq lists its product as uncharacterized. Gene Ontology annotation, cellular component: Golgi membrane; endoplasmic reticulum. The coding region runs from base 1 to 1695 and encodes 564 amino acids. Gene Ontology annotation, biological process: N-glycan processing; carbohydrate metabolic process. The record is from RefSeq and is a predicted model, not a curated record. The transcript has 11 exons. NCBI's taxonomy places the organism in Eukaryota, Fungi, Basidiomycota, Agaricomycetes, Agaricales, Pleurotaceae. Gene Ontology annotation, molecular function: calcium ion binding; mannosyl-oligosaccharide 1,2-alpha-mannosidase activity.